Messenger RNA from Saprolegnia diclina VS20, 483 nucleotides. RefSeq lists its product as hypothetical. Lineage: Eukaryota; Oomycota; Saprolegniomycetes; Saprolegniales; Saprolegniaceae. Bases 1 to 483 code for a protein of 160 amino acids. The record is from RefSeq and is a predicted model, not a curated record. The transcript has a single exon.
AUGAACCGCCAACGCCGCCAGCGUCCGCCGCCCGACGCGGGCCACCGCCACGGGCACACGGUCAACGAUAACAUCCGCCCGGGCAUGCGCGUCGCCGUCGUGCAGAAGCAAGAUCAGCCGACGGGCAAGCUCACGUACGGUACCGUGGCGACGACCUUGACCAACUCGGCGCUGCACCCGCGGGGCAUCAAGGUCCGCCUCACGGACGGCACCGUCGGGCGCGUGCAGACGAUUGUCAACGGCGAGGCGCCCGAGCCUGCGCCCGAGCCUGAAGCUGCCCGUCCGUCCUCGCGGCUCCACCUACAAGACUUUAUCCAGGCGCCGUCGCCCGCGAAACUGCAACUGCACGACUUCAUCGAGUACCCGGCGACAACCUCGACGCCCGAGUGCGACGCGCGCCCGUGGGCCUGCACUGCGUGUACGUUUGCGAAUUCCGGUUUCCUCGUCGUCUGCGAGGUGUGCGAGACGCCAAAGACGCUGUAA